Molecule: messenger RNA, 504 nt
Organism: Emiliania huxleyi CCMP1516
Lineage: Eukaryota; Haptophyta; Isochrysidales; Noelaerhabdaceae
Product: helicase domain protein
Exons: 1
Source: RefSeq, a predicted model, not a curated record
UGGGAGCAGCGCUUCGGCGAGCUGCAGGCGUACAAGGCGCGCUUCGGCAACUGCCGCGUGCCUCGGGGGUGGAGCGAGAAGCCGCAGCUUGCGAAGUGGGUCGACAACCAGCGCCAAGCGAAGCGGAAGUUUGACCAGGGCGACGAGCGAGCGUCGAUCACGCAGCCGCGCUUCGAGCGGCUGACCGGCAUCGGAUUCGAGUGGGACCCAGCCGCCGACCUUUGGGAGCAGCGCUUCGGCGAGCUGCAGGCGUACAAGGCACGCUUCGGCAACUGCCGCGUGCCUCGGGGGUGGAGCGAGAAGCCGCAGCUUGCGACGUGGGUCGACAACCAGCGCACCGCGAAGCGGAAUUUUGACCAGGGCGACGAGCGAUCGAUCACGCAGCCGCGCUUCGAGCGGCUGACCGGCAUCGGAUUCGAGUGGGACAGAGCCGCCGACCUUUGGGAGCAGCGCUUCGGCGAGCUGCAGGCGUACAAGGCACGCUUCGGCAACUGCAACGUGCCU